Molecule: messenger RNA, 1208 nt
Organism: Dendrobium catenatum
Lineage: Eukaryota; Viridiplantae; Streptophyta; Magnoliopsida; Asparagales; Orchidaceae
Exons: 2
Coding region: 655-981 (108 amino acids)
Source: RefSeq, a predicted model, not a curated record
AAAGGUUAGAUAUGCUGCAUGGGUUGAGUGCCUCUCUUCUUUCCAACACAUCUUAGAGUAUAAAUAUGGACACCUGAAUCAAGUGGCUGAUGCAUUAAGCAUGUGGUAGCUUCUAUUGCACACAUUGUAAGCAAAAAACAUGGGAUUUGAAGCAUUGAAGGACUGAGCUCACGCGUGCAGCUCAUUGGUAGAACUGUAGAGGCGAAGUAAUUCCUCACGGUGGCUCAUAUUCGAAGCCCCUAACAUUCUUUUAAAAAAAAAAAAAAAAAACAUUGAAGGACUUUUAUGCAUGUGAUAUUGACUUUCGAGAGCUUGGGGAAAAAUGCCAAUUGAUAACCUUAACUCACCGCCAUUAUCAUGUAGUUAAUGAAUAUUUAUUAGUUCAAUGCUGCCACACCUUUCUGCAUUUUUUUUUUCAGAAAAUUUAAACGAUUCAAUAGCAAAAUCACAUAUCCGAAUCUGAAAGGAACUCAUCCAAAACUUCUUCUCUCAGAACUGUUAAAAAUAAAAAUUAUCCUCAUAUCUUUUUGGGCAGCUCUACCUACAAAAAUAAAAAAUAAAAAAUCAGAAGUCAAUGGUUCAGCCCGUGACUCCCCAGCCUCCAACCAAGCGCAGCUAAUGCCUCUGUAACAAGCUGACCAAAACGUCAAACCAAUGGCCCGCCAAGUGGAUCCUCUGCCCAUAAUAUCACCACCCAGAAGACAGAAGAUCAGCAUUUCCUCACCAGAAAUGGCAUUCUCCAUGGCGAAAAGGCUCGUCUUCCUCAGCAUGGCUAUCUCCCUCCUCCUCCUCUGCUUCUUCUCCAUCCCCUCCUACUCUGCUCCACUAUGUUUUGAAAGGUUUGCCUGCAGCAAUGGAGGUCGGAGGCUGCCAUAUUACCCGCCGCCGCCGGUUGAGAACAGGCAGAAUAGGCAGGACGACCCUAGAGCACCGCCCAUCAGAGAUCAAUCUGCUCCACCUUCACCAAGCACAAUAACAUGAUCAAGAGAAAACCACACAAAUAAAAGGAGAUCGAGGGAAUAAAGGCUGACCAGCUUCUCAUCAGUUUUUUUAGUUAGUAAAUAAAGAUAUCGAAUAAAGCUUUGAUCUUGUUGUAUCUAAUGAAUCUCCGAUCUCUCUCUCAUAAUCUAUUUGCCUUGCUUGGCUUGUUUGCUAAUUCUUUUCCUGAAACUUCCAAUAAAUUUUGCUUUGCGAGUUGUUUGUGGUAA